Notothenia coriiceps (black rockcod) is the source of this 1570-nucleotide messenger RNA. RefSeq names its product EH domain-binding protein 1. The coding region runs from base 400 to 639 and encodes 79 amino acids. The record is from RefSeq and is a predicted model, not a curated record. Lineage: Eukaryota; Metazoa; Chordata; Actinopteri; Perciformes; Nototheniidae. The transcript is spliced from 2 exons.
GAAUUAUUAUCAAGACUUAAUACAAGCAGCAUGUUCCUGAGGGACUCUUCAUAUAUCUGUGUGUUCACCAUGCGGCAGAUUAACAUGACAAUAUCCUUCAAGUGUGUUUGCUCGGGUCAACAUGUCGUAACUGUGCACACACACACACACACACACACACACACACACACACACACACACACACACACACACACACACACACACACACACACACACACACACACAACCUGAUGGAGUGUGUUUACAUGGAGCUGGUCAUCUCCACACAGUCCAAUAGGAAGAUGGACGUUCUGAGUGUAGUCCUUCAGAGUUUUGAUGAAUAGCUGAAACACGUGAAGCAGAUGUUUCACGUUCAUCUCAAAGUGUCCGGAAGCAUCCGUCCCAAACCUCACGUCAUCCAUGUCUGAAGGAGUGUUCUCUGGUGUUGUUGCAGACUGGCAGAAGACGGAGGCGCAGAAGAGGCGAGAGCAGCUGCUGCUGGACGAGCUGGUCAUCCUGGUCAACAAACGGGACGCGCUGGUGCGGGACCUGGACGCCCAGGAGAAACAGGCCGAGGAGGAGGACGAGCACCUGGAGAGAACGCUGGAGCAGAACAAAGGAAAGAUGGCCAAGAAAGAGGAGAAGUGUGUGCUUCAAUGAUUGUCCUUUCUGAAAGAAACACAACCGAUAAAUGUAGCCGAUAAAAGAAAUGUAUCGUGAUUAUAAUGAUGAAUAAUAAUAUUAUUGGAUAGUGGCUUUCCUAGAUAUUUCUAUCAGUUAUUGGACGUGGUUGUUGUUUUGUUAUUCGCAGAGAGCGACCCUGCGAUGCCUUUGCACCAACUUUAUACUGACUCCCACUUAUAUAUAUAUAUACACCACGUUUUUCCUUUUGAUUCUCCUUUUCUUUACCGAGAGGUACUUGUUUGUAACAUAUGUGAGAGGAGCCCUGUGUAUUCGCAUGUUCAAGCACAGCCUUGAAUGUGGAGCAGUUUGAGGUACAGCACAACAGGGUUUCACGUGGGGAAUUAUCUUUUGUUUUCAACGUGUUGGACUUUUAAAAAGGAAAAAAAAAAUAUCAGUCUUUUUCAAGCUACUUCAUUACUUGACUGUAUCUUUUUAUCAUUUCAUUUUAGAGUUUUUACUUGUAAAAUAUCUUCAGAAAUCAUGCAUUAACUUUCCUAUUGCUUUUAUUUUUAUUGUCUUGGCUUGAAAGCAGUUUACCAAAAGAGAGAUCAUGUUUAAAAAAUAAAAAUAAAAAAAAUAUCAUGUUGUAUAUUUUUCAUCACCGCUCUGACCAAUAGCAUCCGACACGUUUCGUCUGGAUUCAUGCAGGCAUAAACAAAAAAAGAUAUAUAUUAUUUAUUGCCGUUUUGUCAUUGUGAGCUGCUUGUAAGUGGAUCUACCAUCACGUUUCAUGUGCAUUUUGAUCAACAACUUUUUUUUGGUUUGUAUUUAUUGUAUUCUGAAGAAGAGAGAUAUGCUCCACGUGCAUCACUUAGAGCUCCAUCUGGUGCACGUGUCCAACUGUUAUCUGUUUAUUUAUUCCAGUGUCAUAACCCAAGUCUUCAAUAAUAAAGUCCUUAUGAUUUCA